This is a messenger RNA of Closterium sp. Yama58-4, 1848 nucleotides long. The record is from the annotation of a GenBank genome assembly. NCBI's taxonomy places the organism in Eukaryota, Viridiplantae, Streptophyta, Zygnematophyceae, Desmidiales, Closteriaceae.
AUGAGCAUCACAGGCGUCAGUGUUCAUGUCACCACGAAGCUGGGCCUGCCUGUGCUGUCGCUGGACCUAUCGCUGCGUCUGCUCGUGCGAGCACGAAACCCCAACUACAUGCCCGUCUCCUACUCCGCUGCCACUGUCGCCAUCUACUAUGAUGGUACCAAGAUAGGCGAGAGUAACAUGGGAGCGGGGCAGUUCAUGCCACGGGACAACAAGGUCAUGGAGCUAUCUGCCACCAUGAGUGCGCUUGAGCUAGCAGCAGCCAAUGCACGGCGCCUGCUGAGCGACAUGCUGAAUCGCAGUGUCACAGUGGAGGCUGUCACUUCCUUCCCUGCCGUUGCCCACGGCCUCUGUGACACCCUUCACCCCCGCCUUCUGGUGGAGCUGAGGAACGAGCCCGCGCUUCUUUCCGCCAUCUCCGCCAUUCACGCCGCGCCAGCGCGCGCAGUGCUUGCCGUCACGGGAGGCGCGUCGCAGGCCGUGGGAUGGCUAGUUGCGGUUCCCGGCGCGUCGCAGACAGUUCUGGAGGCUGUGCUGCCGUACUCGCAGCGCGCGUUCGACCAAUACGUGAACGCCACGUGGCACGCGCAGGCGCAGGUGCAGCUUGCUGUGCAGGAGCGGGGGGAAGACGGGCGGGCGGAGGGGAGUACGGCGGGGGGAUGGGGGGCGGAAGGGGAGGAGGGGAGGGAUGCGGAUGGAACGCGCAAGCAGCAAACGAGACAGUAUGCGAGCAGAGCAGCAGCGCAGCAGCUCGCCUUUGCUUCCUACAAUCGAGCCCUCUCGCUCGCUCCCAUCGCACAGCCGGUGGUGGGGGUGGGCUGCACGUGUGCGCUGGUCUCUGGUGCUCCCAAGAGGGGCGCGCACAGGUGUCACAUAGCAGCGCGCUCCCAAGGCAUGCUGUGGGAGUACUCCCUUCACCUAUCCAAGGUAACUCUCGCCCUUUCUCCCUCUUCUGUCUACAAUUCUCCUCUUCUCCAUCUCCCUUAUUUCCCCUUCUCUCCCCUCUCUCUUCACUCUCCCCCUCCCCCCUUCCUCACCUUCCCCUCUUCCCCCUCUCCCGCCUCCCCCCCGGUCCCUUUUCAGGUGCUAGCAGCGAGCAUGGGGCUACCAGCAGUGGCGGGGGGGUUGGCGGUGGGGGAGGGGCGGGGGGACGAGGUGGAGGAGGCAGCAGCGGUGGUGGGGCGGGGGGAGCAGAUACAAGAGGUGCUGGAAGGCCGAGUGCCAUACGCUGUCUUUGCCGCCCCUACCUGGGCGAGCAGGUGGGGAGCAGCAGGGGAGGGGCGCAGAGUGAUACUGUGCGGUUCAUUCAACCCACUGCACCAGGGGCACACUGACUUGAUGGCUGCUGCGCUGCUAGAGGUGCCGGGCGGAGUGCCAUGCUAUGAGAUGGCAGCAUGGAACGCGGACAAGGGAGCCAUUCCAGUGAAGGAGGUGGAGAGGCGAGUCCACCAGUUCACUGCUCAUGGUCACAUGGUGGUGGUAACCCGCCUGCCUCUCUUUGCUAGCAAGGCCUCCCUCUUCCCCCACUCCACCUUUGUCAUUGGCUACGACACUGCUGUUCGCUUGCUCGACCCAAAGUACUAUGGCAACAGCCACAGCAGCAUGAUGGAUGUGCUACAUGGCAUUGCCCACUCUGGCUGUGACUUCCUUGUCGCUGGCAGGCUCGUUGGCUCCUCCUUUCAGUCGUCUGAGACAGCUGCUGCUGCUGCUGCUGCUGCCACCACUGCUGCUGGUGACGGUGAUGGUGAUGGUGCUGGUGCUGGUGCUGGUGCUGGUGCUGGUGCUGGUGCUGGUGCUGGUGCUGGUGCUGGUGCUGGUGCUGGUGCUGGUGCUGGUGCUGGUGCUUCUUGA